UUCAUAGAGAGGUUCUACUGUAUAAUACCACAUGACCAUAAUUAUAUAUGUCAGUCCAAUAUAGGAUGUGUCACUUUGGAUAACUUGGGAGGAAUUACUGGAUUCAGGUGUUUUCCAUAAAAUGCAAGUGAAAUAUGGAAAUAAACUGAUAUAAUGACAGUAAUCAGUAAUCAAAUCACACAAUCCAGCCUUAAUUUAAGGAGUAAAUCCACGACGCGGCAGUUUCUUCUUCUUCCUCGAGAGUUGUGUUUUAAAGCAAAAUGACUGACAACUGCACAGAUGGCAUUCCAAGUACCGCGGAGCUCUUUCAAGAUGUAGAUGGUGGUCAACUUGCAGUUGUUGUGAUAUGCUGGAUUUUAACACUGGCUUGUGUCGGAAUCUAUAUCGAAGAGAUUAUCUACAUCCUGCGGGUAGAUGUAGCAGACAGGAAAGAAAGAUCAAGACCAAUAUGGAUCCUAGGUAUAUAUCCAGCUGUAUCCCUCACAUCAGUGAUAUCCGUUUGUGUUCCAAGAGCAACACUUGUCAAUGAAUUGGUGUCUGCUAUGUACCUGUCCAUCUGCAUAUUGCAAUUCCUGAAACUCAUCGUCAGUUACUUCGGUGGCCGGCAGCACAUGAUCGCAGUUUUGACGGAUCAGAAAAUGAACCUGAGGAGUCCGCCCUGCUGUUGCUGCUGUUUCUGUCUCCCCGAGAUUACAGUCACUAAGUACACCCUAGUCAAGAUGCACUACAUGGUCCUUCAAGUUGUCGUUAUCAGACCUUUGAUAUUUUUCGGACAGGCUAUCUACCUAGCUGAUUUAGGAGACUCAUCUGCAGCACCAUCAGCGCUAAACACAGUCGCCUCGACAUUACAUCUGGCCAGCACGCUGACAGCCAUGUAUGGUCUAGUAUUAGUCCACCGGGUAGCAGAACCACAUCUGGAAAAGUUCCAAACACAGCGUAAAUUCCGGACCCUGCAGUUAGUCCUGCUGUUUUGCAACUUGCAGAGUGGUAUCUUUAACCUGUUGGCGAAUAAUGGAGUUUUUCCUUGUACCCCAGGUGGAUUCACAUCAAAGACUAGAGCAUCAAAUAUGCACCACACGCUGCUCGUAUUUGAGAUGUUUUUGCUCUCACUCGUGGCGCGCUAUUUCUACCGUCGCAAAGAACCCCUGGCUAACUUCAGUGCCCAAGUCGGUGAACGGCUGGCCGACAAUGACGUUUUACAGAAGGAAACAGACAGAGCCAAUUAUGGCUCAAUUCAUAUGACUGAUGCGGUCUUUGAAGGAUUGGAGGACUCCGGGCUAUAUACUAUCAUGGAUCGGGUCACUUAUAAAAGACAAUACCAACCAAACAAUGGGGUUUCCCAGGCAGAAUCGACCAGGAAUCCUAGUGAAAAUCCUUUACAGAAUGACACUCCUGGUGUCAGUAACUCGGUGAACUCCCCCGUAGAAGAAUUAUCUGUAUUUCGAUAUACAUAGUUUCAACAUGAAAAAGCAGAGCAUGAGGAGAGUU
Molecule: messenger RNA, 1488 nt
Organism: Lineus longissimus
Lineage: Eukaryota; Metazoa; Nemertea; Pilidiophora; Heteronemertea; Lineidae
Product: organic solute transporter subunit alpha-like
Exons: 8
Coding region: 261-1454 (397 amino acids)
Biological process (GO): transport
Cellular component (GO): membrane
Molecular function (GO): transporter activity
Source: RefSeq, a predicted model, not a curated record